AUGCCUGGCAGGAAUCACAGCGCCUCGUCCGAGUUUAUCCUCUUCGGCUUCUCAGCCUUCCCACGGCAGCUGCUGCCAGCUCUCUUCCUGCUCUACCUGCUGAUGUACCUGUUCACGCUGCUGGGGAACCUGCUCAUCCUGGCUGCCGUGUGGACAGAACGCCGACUCCACACGCCCAUGUACCUCUUCCUGUGUGCCCUCUCCACCUCUGAGAUCCUGUUCACCAUUGUCAUCACGCCUCGCAUGCUGGGCGACCUGCUCUCCGCCCACCACGCCAUCACCUUUGUGGCCUGUGCUGCCCAGAUGUUCUUCUCCUUCACGUUCGGCUAUGCCCACUCCUUCUUGCUCAUGGUCAUGGGUUAUGACCGCUAUGUGGCCAUUUGCCACCCACUGCGUUACAACGUGCUCAUGAGCCCCACGGGUUGUGUCCACCUUGUGGCCUGGUCCUGGGCUGGUGGCUCAGUCAUGGGGAUGACGGUGACACUGAUAGUUUUCCACCUUACCUUCUGUGAGUCUAAUGUGGUCCGCCAUAUUCUCUGUCAUGUGUUUUCCCUCUUGAAGUUGGCCUGCGGGGAGGAGACAGGCUCUGUCACCCUGGGUGUCAUCCUGGUGUGUGUCAUACCCCUGAUAGGCUGCUUAUCCCUCAUUAUCCUCUCCUAUGUCUUCAUUGUGGCCAUCAUCUUGAAGAUCCCCUCUCCUGAGGGCCGGAACAAGACCUUCUCCACGUGUGUAUCCCACCUCACUGUGGUGGUUGUGCACUAUGGCUUUGCCUCCAUGAUCUACCUCAAGCCAAAGGGUCCCCAUUCUCUGUACACUGACGCUCUGAUGUCCACCACCUAUACGGUUUUCACCCCCUUCCUCAGCCCAAUCAUUUUCAGCCUCAGGAAUAAGGAGCUGAAAAACGCCAUAAAUAAGAGCUUCUACAGAAAAUUCUGUCUGCAAAAUUCCUAA
Chinchilla lanigera (long-tailed chinchilla) is the source of this 951-nucleotide messenger RNA. Its product is annotated as olfactory receptor 63-like. The record is from RefSeq and is a predicted model, not a curated record. Gene Ontology annotation, cellular component: membrane. Gene Ontology annotation, biological process: G protein-coupled receptor signaling pathway. The transcript has a single exon. Gene Ontology annotation, molecular function: olfactory receptor activity; G protein-coupled receptor activity. The coding region runs from base 1 to 951 and encodes 316 amino acids. Lineage: Eukaryota; Metazoa; Chordata; Mammalia; Rodentia; Chinchillidae.